Molecule: messenger RNA, 2427 nt
Organism: Batrachochytrium dendrobatidis JAM81
Lineage: Eukaryota; Fungi; Chytridiomycota; Chytridiomycetes; Rhizophydiales
Exons: 6
Coding region: 1-2427 (808 amino acids)
Molecular function (GO): protein binding
Source: RefSeq, a predicted model, not a curated record
AUGGCCAUAUUUGAACCUGCUGUUGCAUUCCAUCUACUGCAGACUUUCUCUUCAGAUGAAUUGACUUUUUUACAGAAAGAACUGUCGGAUCAUCUGGCUGAACAUCAGAUUCAAUCUCCUUCUUUCGACCAAAUCGUCAGUCUAACCCGCAAGAUUCAGGCAUUCCAACUAUCACAUAACUCCUCAUCGUCAUUAUCUCCUAUUCGUAUUCCAACUAAACUAUUUAAAAACACUGCUAAGAACGGUUCCUUGUUUGAAAUAUUAAAGUCUGCUGCCCUUCAAUCUCCGUCUUCUCCUUGGGAUAAUGCUCGUUUCCAAGACCCUGCUCAGGCGGAUAUUGACUGCAUGUGUCUGUUAAAGAUAUCUGAGAAUCUGCAGCGAUCUGGCCAUUGGAAACUACCAUUGAUUUACUUUGCAAGCUCGGUGCCUGACCAUGUUAGACAAAAGUAUAUUCCUGCAAUAUAUAUGAUGCAAGGAUGUGUUUCAGAUAAAAUGGUCAAUCAAGUCACACAUGUUAUUCAAGGUGAUGAUUGCAUUGACGAGGAAGAUGAUCGAAAUAUCUACUUUAGAACACUGGAAAUGAAGGACGAAUUUUGCUUACUGCACUACUGGUUUUUACCCGACUCUGCUGAUGUAUGGGUUCCAAGAAGUAGCAGCGAAUUUUCAGAUCCAGAGGAACAUCAAGAUCACGAAGAACCAUUCGUUGUAACUGUUCGAUGGAUCAAGGACACCAUCAAGUUUCGAGAAUGGAUGAAUGAAGAUGAUUAUGAGAUUGACAAUCCAGAUGAACUAUCCGAUGUUUCGUCUGCAUGUGCUGAAUUACAAACUUCACACGAAGAAGUUCAGAAUGAACCCAUCAACGAUAUACUUAAUACAGAGGAGCUACAAUCAGACCAACAAUUCUACGAAGAUUUCAAUUGCCCGGAUACUUUUGAAGCUACUGAGCUUAAUGAUGAUCAGGACUAUAAAAUUGAUUCUGGUGACGAGGAUAUAGAUGGCGACAAUCGCGAUUUAUUUCAAUCCGAUAAUGCGUUGUUGGGUCAUGGUUUGAAUUUCAAAAUGACUCAAAAUGACUACUAUGAUUCUACCUUGCAGUACCACGAUUUGUUCAUCUGGCGAGUUGCAACAACAAAUUUGGAUCGUCGUCUUCAAGUAAAAGUAAAACGACACGAGUAUGAGCCUUGGCCUAAUGGAGUAUUGCUUAAUAUCUCCUUACCCGCCAUGCUUCGUCGAAAAGAUCAUAUUCACAGUACAAACACUACACCAUCUUCCAAGAGCAAGCUACCUGCCUGGUUCUCUGCAGAAAGUGUUCAUGAAAUAGAGUCUCAGGCAUUUCAUGACAUAGAAAUGUAUACGUUAAUUAGAAAUCAGAUUUUGGAUAUAGCGCACAACUCCUCUGAAAAAGUUUGUAUUGUCGAUUGCUGCAAUCAAAUUCAAUCUGAUACUAUGUAUGUUGCACUGGUACAUGCGUUUCUUGAAUAUCACAACAUUAUAAAUACAAAGAGCUCUGACAACUCUGAGCCAACUGCAUCGUCGGUAGCAGAUAUACCUUUAUUGCGUGGCGAUACAUACUUGCUUCUUGCAUCAACAACGCCGUCGGAUCCAGAAAAACUAAUAUAUGAUCAGCAAUACAAAGAUCUUUUUCCGUCACCCCCACUAGCAACUCCGUAUUGGAAAAGUUUCUGUGCUGUGUGCAAUGCAGAUAGCUCAAGUUUAAGUUAUCACUGUGUCAAAUUAGAUGGAUUUUCCAUUUGUCGCGAGUGUUUUGUUUCUGGGCGAUAUCCAUCCGAUUUUUCAAGCAAUAGUUUUGUACGACUUCAUGGUUUACGAUGCGACUCGGAAAUACCAGAUCAACCUACUUGGUCAGAUGAAGAAACUUUACGGCUUUUAGAUGCUAUACAUUUGUAUGGAUUUCAAUGGAGUUUAGUUGCCGACGCUGUACAAACUAAAUCAAAAACAGAAUGUAUCGAGUAUUUUUUGCAGCUGCCUAUAGGCGAGUUACCAACAUCCAAUUUGUGCGGUGCACCUACUAAUUUUGAAGCAGCCGAUAAACCAACCCAGCGGAACUUGGAUGAGCUUAAACUUUUAGCUCAGCAAAUAAUUGGAGAUGCGCCAAAUCCACUCAUGUCAUUGAUUCACUUGCUUUCUGUUGCCGUACAACCCGUGUUGGCAUCUGAAGCUGCCCAUGCUGCCAUUCAGGCUAUGUUUGGAACUGCUGACUAUCCUGUGCAAAAUUCAAAGCAUGAUAUUCAUCAACUAUCAAUGACUGCAACAGUGGAAGCUUUGCGUAGUGCAUUGGAUUUUGCUGACAGACUUGUAAAAAAAGACGAAGCUACUCUUGAAAUUUUAGUGCAUGAAUUGACAGAAUUACAGUUGCAACGAAUUCAACUGAAAUUGAAUCAUCUUGAAAAUAUAUAUCAUAUGUAG